UUUAAUUAGACGGCCAUGUUCUAUGUAUAGCCGUUACGUUCAAGAUGAUUCCUCGUCAUGCUCAUCGUCGUCACUGUCAAGAGACGACGAAAAUAUAGCACAAAGUGCAGAAAUUCGAAGGUCUAACACAGAUGCGGCGUCGUUUCGAAGGAUAGCAAGUAUGUCAUUAUCUAAAACAAAAUCCAGACUAAUUGAUCGUCCAUCUACACCAAUAUUGGAUAAUCAUAAAUCUGGGCAGCUGAACACGAAAUCUGGUUUACUUGGAAAAACUUCAUUGUAUGAGGAUGAAGAAGAUGAUCCACUCUUAGAUCAUGAUGAAUUUUCAGAAGGGUUUAAGAGAUCUAAAAUGGGUAGAUCCAUGAUUCUAAUUGAAUGGGUAAGUCUUGGUUUAAUCAUGUGUUGUUUAAUUUUAACUUUAACUUUUCCGAAUUUUAGGGAGAAAACUUUCUGGAAUAUGAAGUUGUGGAAAUGGGAAGUUUUAAUCCUUGCUGUUAUUUGUGGGAGAUUAGUUUCUAAUUGGGGGAUUAGGGUAGUUGUCUACCUUAUUGAGAGAUACCUUUUACUUAAAAAACAAAAACGGGUUUUAUAUUUUGUUUACGGGUUAAAAAAGGACGUCCAGAACGUGAUCUGGUUGGGUCUGAUCCUCGUGACUUGGUACUUUUUAUUCGAUAAGAGGGUUCAAUUAGAGUCGAGGAGUGAACAACUUAGGUUCGUUACUAAAUUCUUGAUUGUAAGUGAAAUAGGAGCUAUUUUAUGGUUUCUAAAGACCUUAUUGGUUAAGGUAUUAGCAUCAAAUUUCCAUGUCAAGGCGUUUUUCGAUCGAAUUCAAGAGUCAUUGUUCAAUCAAUUUGUGAUUGAGACACUCUCAGCUCCCCCAUUGCUUGAGAUUGAACAAACUCAAGAGGAAGAAGAACGAGCCAUGGUUGAAGAAGUUCAAUCACUGCAGAAUGCAGAAGCUACCAUGCCUCCUGAACUUCGAGUUAAUGUGUUUUCCCACUUCUUUAAAAGAACACCCUCGAAGAAGAAACUUACUCAAGAUCAACCAAAUGCAACACCUUAUAAGAACUCGAUAGGACGGAGUUUUAGGUACUCUGGCCCGAUUUCUAAGAAACAGGAUGAUGAUGUUGAUGAUGGCAUACCGAUUGAACACUUGCAGAAACUUAAUCAGAAGAAUGUUUCAGCUUGGAAUAUGAAGAGAUUGAUGAAAAUUAUUCGAUAUGGAUCCUUGACUACCUUAGAUGAACAAAUUGUGGGUGUUACAACUCAGGAUGAUGAUUCAUCAACACAUAUUAGGAGUGAGGUUGAGGCUAAGGCUGCUGCUAGGAAAAUAUUUCGCAACGUUGCUCGACCUCAUUCUAGGUAUAUUUAUUUAGAUGAUAUUCUGCGUUUCAUGAAAGAAGAUGAAGCCUUGAGGACAAUGGGUCUCUUUGAAGGGGCUAUUGAAAAUGAGAGAAUUAGCAAGAAAUCGUUGAAGAAUUGGGUGGUGAAUGCAUUUCGGGAACGAAGAGCACUUGCAUUAACUCUUAGUGACACUAAAACAGCCGUUAACAAGUUACACAAAAUGGUGAAUGUUUUAGUGAGCAUAAUUCUUAUAAUUUUUGGGUUUAUAUUCCUAAAUAUUAUUACUUCACAAUCUCUCUUAUUCUUAAGCUCUCAAGUUGUUGUUGUGGCCUUUGUCUUUGGAAACACUUGCAAAAAUGUGUUCGAAUCCAUUAUUUUCUUGUUCGUGGUACACCCAUUCGAUGUUGGUGAUCGUUGUGAGAUUGACGGAGUUCAGAUGGUUGUGGAGGAGAUCAACAUUUUAACCACAGUAUUUUUAAGAUUUGACAACCAAAAGAUAGUUUUCCCAAACUAUAUUCUUUUGACAAAGCCUAUCCCUAACUACUACCGUAGCCCUGAUAUGGGAGAUGGAAUUGAACUGUGUUUCCACAUUGCAACCCCUCCUGAAAAAAUUACAGUCAUAAAGCAAAGAAUAACAAGUUAUAUAGACAACAAGAAGGAACAUUGGUAUCCAGACCCAAUGGUAGUUUUGAAGGAUACGGAUGGUUUAAAUAUGUUGCGGAUAGCAGUUUGGCUACAACAUCGGAUGAACCACCAAGACAUGGGAGAAAGAUGGGCAAGGCGAGGACUUUUGAUAGAAGAAUGUAUAAAGAUUUUUAGAGAGUUGGAUAUUGAGUACCGCGUAUAUCCUAUGAAUGUCAAUGUUACAUCCAUUCCACCUCUCAAUUACGCUCAAGUCCCUCCUCAUUUAGAAGGUGGGAAAGAGUUUGUUCAUUCUUAAAAGUUUCAACUAAUACAUUACAAGAACAACUUCAAUGGUUCUUAUUUAGAAUCGGACAA
This is a messenger RNA of Spinacia oleracea (spinach), 2340 nucleotides long. Its product is annotated as mechanosensitive ion channel protein 5-like. Lineage: Eukaryota; Viridiplantae; Streptophyta; Magnoliopsida; Caryophyllales; Amaranthaceae. The transcript has 5 exons. The coding region runs from base 23 to 2281 and encodes 752 amino acids. Gene Ontology annotation, biological process: transmembrane transport; monoatomic anion transport. The record is from RefSeq and is a predicted model, not a curated record. Gene Ontology annotation, cellular component: plasma membrane. Gene Ontology annotation, molecular function: mechanosensitive monoatomic ion channel activity.